AUUGUAAAAUGUGUUAGAUUUUUUCAUUGCUUCCCAAAACUUUGACAAUAUAUUUUGGUUUUACUAUUGUAUUAUUCUGCGAAUUCCAAAACGCGUUUCAAAUCUAUAUUUAAUAUACCGCUUAAGAUUAAAACAUUUAAUCAUUUCACUUCAACAUGUUUAAAACGAAGAAGAUGGCCUCUGGAUCUAUCGGGUUCUCCCCCAAGUACUCACGUUCAACAUUGAUGUCACUCAAUCCUUUAAAGUUGUCACCACGUACUGAUCGCGUACAAACAUUGAUACAUCAGGCACGCCAAUCAGGUGUUCUUAAUCUUAAUGGUUGUUAUCUGCAAUCUUUGCCAGAAAACGUCUACAGCAUUAACCAGUUACGCAUUAGGAGUGGGGUUGUACGCACGAAGGCGAAAAAGAACUCACAACGUGGUGUGCCCGCGGAAGUGAUGCUGCAGAAGCUCGAUGUAAGUAGUAACUGUGUAAUUGAACUAUCAUCGGAUAUCGGAAAGUUAGACUCACUAACCAGCUUAUCCAUGCAGUCCAAUGCAUUAACCAAAUUACCGGAAGAAAUUGGCCAGUUGAUGAACCUAACUCGAAUUAAUUUAAGUCAGAAUAAAAUAGCGGUUUUGCCACUGGGUUUUUAUAGUCUGAUAAAUUUGCGAUAUUUAAAUAUUUCGUAUAAUUUAAUAGAAGAGUUAAACCGUGGUAUUGGAAAUUUUACCGCUUUAGAGUUCUUCGACUGUGCCAAUAAUCGCUUAAGCUCACUUCCCAAUAGCAUUGGAUACAUGGAUCGCUUGACCAAACUGGUACUCUCAAGCAAUAAUAUAGGUGAACUACCAAAGACGUUGGUGAAUAUGGUCAGUUUACAAAAACUGGAUUUGCAACACAACGAAUUGAUUUCUCUUCCUAAAAACAUGAACCAUUUGCGUAACUUACAUGUACUCAGUUUACAAGAUAAUAAAAUCAUGGACUUGUCUGAACUGGCUGGUUGUGACAGUUUACUUGAGCUGCAUGCGGAUCGUAAUAAGAUCAAGCGUUUACCAAAUAAGUUAGUGUCAACCUGGACUCACCUCAAGGUGCUGCAUAUACCAUUCAACAGGUUAAUGGAGAUUCCUUCAGAUUUAAUAGUCUUGCAAAGUUUAACUGAAGUCGAUUUCUCUUUCAACACCAUCACCAAAUUGUCUACAUCUGUGGCAUUAUUGCAGAAUUUGAUUAAGUUAUACAUUACUGGCAAUCCUAUCCGUCAAAUCGAUACUAAUAUAAAUGCCUUGGAGCCUGCCAAAGUAACAUCAACGGCUUUUAAAGCUUCCAUAAUCGAUGCAAGAAUAGAUCACUGGAAUGAUAGCAAUCAAUUCUGUACCACUAAACGUUCACCUUUAUGUUUGCCCAAUUUUCGAGAGCACCGUUCAGAGGUCGUUAAUUUUUCUAAUGGAAGCCUUACCAAUUUACCGUGUGAGUUCCAGUUUAUGUGCAUUUGUGUAGUUGAUCUCAUUGGUGACAAAACCCGUUCUCGUGCAACGCUUCCACCAUUUCUGACUAGCUUCACAAACUUAAUGAUCCUCAAUUUGUCAAACAAUUAUCUCGAAAAUUUGCCACAAGAACUAGCUGUCUUAAAGAACCUGACUGAAUUGAAUAUAUCACAAAACAAAUUUCAAUAUAUACCAAACUGUGUCUACCGUUUUAAGAAUCUUACGGUUUUGUUGGCUAACGAUAAUCGUAUUAAGAUGAUUGAUACCGGUGACCAAGCUUUGGGAGCUCUUAAGCACCUUACAACAAUCAAAAUGCGUUAUAACCGUUUGACUAGCUUACCAUUCAAUUUAGGAUAUUUUACAAAUAUCAAGACUCUGGACAUCACUGGCAACCCAUUGGACUUUCCUAAGCAGCGUACUAUUAAAAAGGGUACUAAGGCUAUUAUGGCCAAUCUUCGUUAUCGUUCUGAAUGUGCAGUGUAAUUAUUUUCAUUUUUACUACAAAAUUAUUAGUUCUAGCGGUAAAGUAGCAAUAUAAAUCGCUAAGAAAAACCAAAUUCAACAAUGUACCUAUGGGAUUUGCACACUUUGAAUAAUAAUUUUACAUUUUAAUAAACGUG
This is a messenger RNA of Teleopsis dalmanni, 2080 nucleotides long. Its product is annotated as leucine-rich repeat-containing protein 40-like. Gene Ontology annotation, molecular function: protein binding. The record is from RefSeq and is a predicted model, not a curated record. NCBI's taxonomy places the organism in Eukaryota, Metazoa, Arthropoda, Insecta, Diptera, Diopsidae. The coding region runs from base 156 to 1943 and encodes 595 amino acids. The transcript has a single exon.